AUGGAGCACGAGAGCGGCUGGGGGUCUGGGACUCAGAUAAAGGGGUCUGGGUUUGCGUGCGUCCAGCUGAAUUGUGUAGUGACACGUGGGAGUGUGUCGGACGGUUGUGAAACGCUGGCCGGAGGAGCGGCAGGAAGAGCAGAGAGAGAUAGCGAAUGUUCAUCCAUCAGUUAGAUGAACUAGGGCUGUUUAUAAACACAGGGGCUGCUGGGAAUCUUCUAAUGAGGCCACUCAUUCACAUCGCGCAUGAUCAGUCAUUAUUUCGCUUAAACUGCUCCUCACUCCCUUUAUGGGAUCUUUGUUUGAUUGAGUUUAACGUUUACGGCAACAGGGCAGUUGAGUUUUCUCAUUAUGGUGGCAGGAUAAUGUUCAACGUUUCGUUUUUGUGUGUGUAUUAUCGACUUUCCUGUGUUUAAAGUUGCACAGAUAUCGGUAUGUGUUUGAAUUAAUGGUUUGCGUUGGAGGGACGCGCUGUUUGUUUUACGCAUGUGUGUUUGGCAAGUGCUGGAUGUCCAGGCUGAACUGCUGUCAACAUCACAAACGCAAGAGAGAUCCAGCACACGCAACAUCAGCGCUGCAUGAUCCGGGCCAUCUCUGUGAAGAGUAAGAAUCCAGUGAUCAGAUGAGAGAAGGGACAGAUCCUGAGAUGAGCAUGUCUGUCAGCGGCUACCUCACCACCUCAGAUGCCUUUGACAUCACAGACCAUUCGCAGUACUAUGAUGUUCUUGUGGAUCCUCUGAGCUGCUCUUACCAGGAACCGGAUCUACAAAGCCCUCUCUAUGGCCAACAACCAUUUAGUCCUGUCAACGUGCAGUUCUCCAUGUACGGGGCGCAAAAUGUUCCAGCAUGCAACCCGCCAUACCCCUACAGCCAUCAGUGCUCUGAAUACACCUGUGAGCCUGAUAUGGAGGUCCAAAGCUCAAACAGCAGAGCCAGCAUUGUUGGUCUUCCAGUGCAAAGACCCAGAAUGGGCCACGGAGCUCGAGAAGGCCAGGAUGAGCUGUGUGUGGUGUGUGGAGAUAAAGCCUCGGGAUAUCACUACAAUGCCCUCACCUGUGAGGGAUGCAAAGGUUUCUUCAGACGCAGCGUGACUAAAAAAGCUGUGUACCACUGCAAGAGUGGCGGAAGCUGUGAGAUGGACAUGUACAUGCGGAGAAAGUGUCAGGACUGCAGACUGCGCAAAUGCAGAGCCGUCGGGAUGCUGGCAGAGUGUCUGCUUACAGAAGUGCAAUGCCAAUCAAAGAGACUGAGGAAGGGCUCCAAACACAGAGGACACAAUGGAUCAUCAGCAAGAGCUGAAGACGACUACUCUGAAAGCAGAAGCGUCUCGUCCACCAGCAGAAUCAACACACGGGUAUCAUCUGGUUUCUCCAGAGAGCAGAGAUGCAUUCUGAAUAGAAUUGUUGAGGCUUUUCGUAGAUACAUAAUUCAGGACAACACUCACUGUCGGGUACCUCUAUGGUCCAGUUUAACAAAUACCCAUCUGACUCCACCUCAGACAGAGAAGCUUUUGCAGUUUUUGAGGAGCGUACCUGGGUUUGAUCUUUUGGAUAGUUCUGACCAGAACACGCUUCUCUCCAGCGCUUCGGUUGAAGUUAUGUUCCUACUCCUAGCUCAACAGUUCUCUGAGAACCCGACAAGUGUUAGCACUGCUUUAUACCCAGCAAAUCUGAAUAACUCAAACCCUGAUUGGGUGAAAACUUUAGAGUCCAAGAAUGGGAACAGCCACAGGAUACUGACACACUCAGGGUUGAAUGAUGAGCUCUUGAGAUCUGUGGUAAAUUUCCUUCAUAGCAUGGUGACGAUUGCAGUAACCGAGGCUGAAUAUGCACUUCUAACAGCGACUGCAGUUUUGUGUUCAGGUUUGUGGAUUAUGAUCAACACAUCCUUGACUUAUUUCCAUGGCAAUCUUCACAUGACAACACAUUUUGUCAGACUAUUUAUUUGAAGGUUGAACAACAAAUUACAUCAUAAACGUUUAGAUUACAUGCGUUAUAUUUGACCUGUUUCUUGAAUGUGCGAGGCUUCUGGUGUCAUCACUUUUAUGCUGUUGUCAUGCUACUUUGUAUUAAAAACUCACAUUUGUUUUCUAAUGAAAUUUAGCACAUUUUAUUGCAACAUGUAAACAACUUGUGAUAAAACCUCCUGGGUGCUCUAUGAAAGCAUAUAGACAAGGCCUGAGCAAUAUAUUGUUUCAGCAGCAAUAUCGCAAUGUAUGCAUCUGUAUUAGUCAAAUCGCAACAUAAGCAAUG
Danio aesculapii is the source of this 2252-nucleotide messenger RNA. It is a transcript of the gene nr1h5, whose product is annotated as nuclear receptor subfamily 1, group H, member 5. The record is from RefSeq and is a predicted model, not a curated record. Gene Ontology annotation, biological process: cell differentiation; negative regulation of transcription by RNA polymerase II; bile acid signaling pathway. Lineage: Eukaryota; Metazoa; Chordata; Actinopteri; Cypriniformes; Danionidae. Gene Ontology annotation, molecular function: zinc ion binding; RNA polymerase II cis-regulatory region sequence-specific DNA binding; nuclear receptor activity.